Molecule: messenger RNA, 486 nt
Organism: Phaeoacremonium minimum UCRPA7
Lineage: Eukaryota; Fungi; Ascomycota; Sordariomycetes; Togniniales; Togniniaceae
Product: putative binding domain-containing protein
Exons: 2
Coding region: 1-486 (161 amino acids)
Source: RefSeq, a predicted model, not a curated record
AUGACGACCGACGCCACCAUGCAGCAAUUCUUUGAAUCCCCUGCAUUCGCCGUAGUCGGCGCAAGCACGGAUCCAUCCAAGUUCGGUCACAAAGUCUUCUCCUGGUACGCCAACCACAACCUGCCGGCAACGCCCAUCAACCCCCGGGCGCCCUCCAUCGCCGUCGAGGCCAAGGAGUUCCCGACCGCACCCACGCUCACCGCGCUGCCCAGCCCCAAGAGCACGUCCGUCUCCUUCAUCACGCCGCCCGCCGUGACCAUCAAGGCCCUGCAGGAGGCCAAGAGCCUCGGCGUCCCCGCCGUCUGGCUGCAGCCCGGCGCGUACGAUGACGCCGCCCUCGCCUUUGCGCGCGAGGAGGGCAACUUCAAGGCCGUCGUUGCUGGCACCGAGGGCCCGACCCUAGGCGCCAAAGGGUGGUGCAUCCUCGCUGAUGGCGAGAGGGGGUUGAAGGCUGUGGGCAAGCUGGCGUUAGAGGAGCGUCUGUGA